Molecule: messenger RNA, 3529 nt
Organism: Brienomyrus brachyistius
Lineage: Eukaryota; Metazoa; Chordata; Actinopteri; Osteoglossiformes; Mormyridae
Gene: mau2
Product: MAU2 sister chromatid cohesion factor
Exons: 19
Coding region: 56-1852 (598 amino acids)
Biological process (GO): maintenance of mitotic sister chromatid cohesion; mitotic sister chromatid cohesion
Cellular component (GO): SMC loading complex; chromatin
Molecular function (GO): protein binding; double-stranded DNA binding
Source: RefSeq, a predicted model, not a curated record
CCUGCGGGGAUGGAGUAAAGUGCUAAGGCUUGUUGUUGUUGUUGUCGUCGGCAAAAUGGCGUCUGGCGGUGAGGCCCCGGAGUCAUGGUACCUAGCUCUGCUCGGUUUUGCGGAGCAUUUCCGCACCUCGAGUCCGCCCAAAAUUCGUCUUUGCGUCCACUGUCUCCAAGCUGUCUUUCAGUUUAAGCCCCCGCAGCGGGUCGAGGCCCGGACUCACCUCCAGCUUGGUUCCGUACUGUAUCACCAUACCAAGAACAGCGAGCUUGCCCGGAACCAUCUCGAAAAAGCGUGGUUUAUAUCUCAGCAAGUCCCUCAGUUUGAAGAUGUUAAAUUUGAGGCUGCAAGUCUUCUUUCAGAACUCUAUUGCCAACAGAAUCUUGUGGACUCUGCCAAACCUCUUCUACGCAAGGCCAUCCAGAUUUCCCAGCAGACUCCAUACUGGCACUGUCGACUGCUGUUUCAGCUGGCUCAACUGCACACACUGGAGAAGGACCUGGUAUCUGCCUGUGACCUGCUAGGGGUUGGGGCUGAGUACGCCAGGGUGGUCGGGUCUGAGUACACCAGAGCGCUGUUUCUUUUAAGUAAAGGAAUGCUGCUGCUGAUGGAGCGAAAGCUGCAGGAAGUGCACCCCCUGCUCACGCUGUGUGGCCAGAUCGUGGAGAACUGGCAGGGGAACCCCAUCCAGAAGGAGUCCCUGAGGGUUUUCUUCCUGGUGCUGCAGGUCACGCACUACCUGGAUGCCGGUCAGGUUAAGAGCGUCAAGCCCUGUCUGAAGCAGCUACAACAGUGUAUCCAGACCAUCUCCACUCUCCAUGAUGAUGAGAUUCUCCCUAGCAACCCAGCCGACCUCUUCCACUGGCUACCUAAGGAGCACAUGUGUGUACUGGUCUAUCUGGUCACUGUGAUGCACUCCAUGCAGGCCGGGUAUCUAGAGAAGGCACAGAAAUACACAGACAAAGCGCUCAUGCAGUUAGAGAAGCUGAAAAUGCUGGACUGUAGUCCCAUCCUUUCUUCCUUCCAAGUCAUCCUCCUUGAGCACAUCAUCAUGUGCCGACUCGUCACUGGCCACAAGGCGACAGCAUUGCAAGAGAUCUCCCAGGUUUGCCAGUUGUGCCAGCAGUCGCCCAGGUUAUUCUCCAACCAUGCUGCUCAGCUCCAUACCCUACUAGGUUUGUACUGUAUCUCUGUGAACUGCAUGGACAAUGCAGAGGCACAGUUCACAACUGCACUUCAGCUGACCACGCACCAGGAGCUGUGGACCUUCAUCGUGACCAACCUGGCGAGCGUCUACAUCAGGGAAGGGAACCGGCAGCAGGAGCUUUACAGUCUUUUGGAGAGAAUCAAUCCCGAUCGCAACUUUCCUGUAAGCUCCCACUGUCUGCGAGCGGCUGCUUUCUACAUCCGAGGACUCCUCUCCUUCUUCCAGGGGCGCUACAGUGAAGCUAAGCGGUUCCUGCGGGAGACGCUGAAGAUGUCCAAUGCUGAGGACCUGAACCGCUUGACGGCGUGCUCUCUCGUCCUGCUGGGCCACAUAUUCUACGUGCUGGGGAACCACAGGGAGAGCAACAACAUGGUCGUCCCAGCAAUGCAGCUGGCAAGCAAAAUCCCAGACAUGUCUGUUCAGCUGUGGUCCUCGGCCCUACUGAAAGAUUUGAACAAAGCCUGUGGAAACACCAUGGAGGCACAUGAAGCAGCCCAGAUGCACCAGAACUUCUCCCAGCAGCUCCUCCAGGACCACAUUGCUGCCUGCAGCCUCCCAGAACACAACCUCAUCAGCUGGACAGACGGCCCACCACCAGUGCAGUUUCAAGCCCAGAAUGGUCCCACCACCAGCCUGGCCAACCUGCUGUGAGUGCAGCCAGGGCCGGAGCCAAGCCCACACUGUGAGAGGGGGACCGGCCCACUCCUGAAUCCAGUGCUUCAGGCUCGAGUGUUUUUAUUGACAGUCCCAUAGACGUGCUGUUAAGGUGAUGUCCAUGGCGGGGAAUACGGGGGGGUGGGGUGGGGAGGGGUAAUUUUGGCAUGUGACGAUGGCCUUGUGCCACGUGGGGUUUCUAUAAUCCAGAGAAGAACAGGCCAUGGUGGGCUGCAGACAAGCCACUGAGACGGUGACAGAGAAGCCUACCUCAAGGAAAAAUACGGUUGUGGGUGGGUGGAGCCUGAAGGCAUUGAGGAGGGGGCGGGGCUGUGACGACCGCUCCCAGGCCAAGGCAAACACAUUCCAGCUGAGUGAGGAAACGAUGAGUCAUCAGGGAGCCUGAACAACUUCCCGUAAGGACUCCUCCUGCACCGAGCCUGCUUCAGGCCCCAGAGUUCCUGGGAGCCCAUCUCUUGGUGUUAAUCCCCAGCUUGGGAUGUUGAGUCAGUUCUCGAGGCUUGGGGUGGUAGUACGCCACUGAAAACUGAUGUUCCUCAGAGUGCUUGUGAUAUUUCCUGCUCUGUUCCCACCAUCGUGAUAAACCUGUGAACUGGGACGUACUGAUCUAUCGGGCCCUUUUACAGAAUGUUAGUCGAACAUGCAUUCCCCUUAUAUAGGAUUUAUUUGCAUUUGUUACUUUUAAGGAAAAUACUUUUAGAGCUUGAUUUUUCCCAGAGUGUGACUGCAAUGAAUGCAAAAAAAAUGCAUGGGGUGGGGGGGUGGAGAUUUAAGUUUGGUAAAUGCAAUUUUAUUGACAUCAGACUGAUCUGCUGGUUCGUUUUACAAUAUAAAAUAUAAAAUUUGGCAUUGGAUUAAUUUAGCAUCAUAUAGGCAGAAAAUAGAAUUUGCAGUUUUGAUUUGUUUUUGAUUUGAUUUUUGAGCAGGUCGAGAGCAGAUAAGGGGUUUGUUUUAGCUCAUCUUUGUUUUUGAUAUAUUUAUUUGGGCUUAAGCGCAGGUAGACUCCUGCAAAGCCCCCUUUCACCAAGUGCAGUCCCUUAAUGGACCAGCAACAGUCACCUGAGUAGCAUCUGGGUAGUUUGCUGGGGAGGCAAAAGCCUUUUGUAAUAUUCUAAAUUAUUUUUUUUAAACAAAUGAUAGGCAUUUUGUAACCUGUCAUGUGUAAUACUUUUUCAGGAGUAUCACUUCAGUUUGUCAAUUAUAUUUGAAACACAUAAUUAGUUUUUUUUUUUGUAUUGUGUGUCAUGCAGGUUCCUGUUUUAGCUGUACAGAUCAUGUUUAAACAAUAUUUUUGUUUAUGAAGAUAAACAUCUUAUGCUCAAUCCUGUAGUUUGAACAAAAAUCCAUUUAUUAAAUUUUGUAAAGUUUGAAUAUUUGUAUACCACAGUUAAUUUUUUUUUUCCAUUUGCAAAUACUCAACCUUUAGUUUGUAUAAAUAUUGCAAAAUGCUGAAAAAAUUGUUUAAUCUUAGUUUUUCCUCAAUUAGUACAUUUUGUUGUAUAAUAACGUUUGUUAUGAUAAAAUUAUUAAACCUUUAAAUGUCAGGUAUGUAAUGUAUUUCUAACUGUCCUAUAUAGACAAAAUCAAGAGCUAUAAGAAUAGCGACUCAGUGUUUAUAUUUUAUGUCUGCAUUAAAAAACCAAAAUACGAAAA